CUCAAUUUAUUCACCAGUUAGAUCCUAUUUGUCUAUCCGGGCAGGACAUUUGGACAGCUCGAGUACCCUUGAUAUGCUUCAAUGUCGUCGAAUGGUAUUAUCCAGAUAGGGUACGACGGCAAUUCGGCUGGCUCCAGUUUAUCCCUGUUCCUCCUUUUCGUCAUUGUGGUUAUCAUUCAACCAGUCAAAAGGGAAAGUAUGAGGUUGAUUGGAGAGUUGAAUGGGCAAAAGAGAUUAACAUCUGGAAUAACCGCCAACAAUUUGUGGUUCACAGUAAUACUAGUUUAUUGACCCAACACUAUCAUAGUCAAUAUGGAGACUGGUACAGGCAAGUAACACGAAGAUUUAUGACAAUCGAGGGGGCCACUCAUGUAGGAAGUAUUGAUACUCACGAGAGAGCAUGGAUCUCAUCAUGCUCAGAUAAUGCUCCGAUCGGACGACAGCAUAACCGGAUGGCUGGGGCUAUUCUUGGAGCUUUUGGAGAGCAACGAAGAUACAUGGACUACCCAAGUGAAUAUAUCAUUCAAGAUGAUAUGCAUAUUCCUGAUUAUGGGUUCACUCCUACCGCUAAUGCACCAUCAGGUAGAGGUCCGAGAACUCGUCAACCAAGGCAAAGGUAUGUCGAUCCUCCUCGUAUGAGCUGUGAUACUAUUUAUGAACCGCCAGUCUGGAGAGAUCUAUCAAUGCAAGCUGGCUCAUCUUCAUUCACACAAGCCCGAACAAGUUUUGGUGGUUAUCCCACAUCAGGUGGGUUUGGCCACUACUCCGAUCCCCAAUCAUCUUCAGAGACAUUUCCGAGUUCAUCAUCGUUGCCAACCGAUAGAGAUUUUGGCCACCCGACCACUUUAGAUUUUUCAAUGUUUGAAUCAGGCUCUCACUUUCAGGGUAGUUUGGGACCUGAUUAUUUUACUCCUUCUACAAAUAUUUUUGCUCCAUUUCAAAUGGAACGCAUGUCCACAAUGUCUAACCUCCAAUCAGUAGAUAUAUCUAGUAUGCGUUCCCAUUUAUCUGAAGCUAAUGAUGAUGAUCCACAAGAGGGCAAUCAUGGGGAUGACGAAGAGGCUGGAAAUGAUGCACAUAACGACGCUAUAGUCCAACAAUCACAUGAGCAGAAUAUGGGUGGUAGAAUUCCUUUUCUCAGACGAUUCCUUCCACACCGAAAUCGUCGACGUCCGAGAUGUGGUACCGAUUGA
Zingiber officinale is the source of this 1193-nucleotide messenger RNA. RefSeq lists its product as uncharacterized. The transcript has 2 exons. The record is from RefSeq and is a predicted model, not a curated record. Lineage: Eukaryota; Viridiplantae; Streptophyta; Magnoliopsida; Zingiberales; Zingiberaceae. The coding region runs from base 348 to 1193 and encodes 281 amino acids.